Nematolebias whitei (Rio pearlfish) is the source of this 1818-nucleotide messenger RNA. It is a transcript of the gene smap2, whose product is annotated as small ArfGAP2. NCBI's taxonomy places the organism in Eukaryota, Metazoa, Chordata, Actinopteri, Cyprinodontiformes, Rivulidae. Bases 209 to 1621 code for a protein of 470 amino acids. Gene Ontology annotation, biological process: regulation of clathrin-dependent endocytosis. The record is from RefSeq and is a predicted model, not a curated record. The transcript has 9 exons. Gene Ontology annotation, molecular function: GTPase activator activity.
CCGCACGCCGGUUGGCUGAUAAGGCUCUCGUCCCAUUGUGGUACAACAGACUCACUGGGCUCUUCAUCGAGGAGGAGGAAACAGAGGAGGAACUGAGCGCAUCGCGUCUUCCCCGCUUUCAUUUUGGAAAGUGAGGAGCUGCUUUGCCAAGAAGAGCCACACACCGGCACCGACUGCGGAAGGAAGGAAGGAGAGGGACUUUGCAGCGAUGACGGGCAAAUCUGUGAAAGACGUUGACAGAUAUCAGGCGGUCCUCAACUCGGUUCUGGCGCUGGAGGAGAACAAAUACUGUGCCGACUGCGAAUCUAAAGGUCCAAGAUGGGCUUCCUGGAAUUUAGGCAUCUUCAUUUGUAUCCGCUGCGCUGGUAUUCAUCGAAACCUAGGGGUCCACAUCUCAAAGGUCAAGUCUGUCAACCUGGAUCAGUGGACACAGGAGCAGGUUCAGUGUGUUCAAGAGAUGGGGAACGCCAAGGCCAAGCGUCUCUACGAGGCUUUUUUACCCGAGUGCUUCCAACGCCCCGAGACCGACCAAGCUGCAGAGAUCUUCAUCAGGGACAAGUAUGAAAAGAAGAAAUAUAUAGAUAAGGUCAUCGACAUCCAGAUGCUUAGGAAAGAAAAGAGUUGUGACAACAUCCCCAAAGAACCAGUCGUGUUUGAAAAGAUGAAAUUGAAAAAAGACAUCAGCCCGAAGACAGUCUCUCAGACUGUUACAGAUCUGCUUGGACUGGAUCCUCCUGCUCCAAGUCCUGUGGUGUCUAAUGGGGGCGGAUGUGUUCCAGACAGUAAUGAGAGCCCAGUGGUGUCUAAUCCAGCUCACUCACACACUGCCCUGGAUCUCUUCAGCUCCUUCCCAGCCCCCUCCCCAGCGUCUUCUACAAAAACCACGCCUGUUUCCAGCUCUUUGCCUCAGAGCAGAGUGACCGCCUCAGUGCCUGAAAACCUCAGUCUGUUUCUGGACCCCAAACCCAAAUCAGAGGAAGGUGCUGUCAAGAAGCUGUCCAAGGAUUCUAUUCUCUCGCUGUACGCCUCCACCCCCUCAGUGCACGCCAGCAGUAUGGGUGCACACGCAGGUCUGUACAUGAACCGAGUGGGAUACCCAACACAUCCUUAUGGUCCGUACCAUUCUUUAGCCCAGGUGGGUGGAAUGGGAGGAGCCAUGAUGGCAUCACAAAUGGCCAUGAUGGGACAGCAGCAGAGCGGCAUGAUGGGGGUUCAACCAAACGGCAUGAUGGGACAGCAGAAUGGCUUAAUGGGUGCUCAGGGUAUUGUGGCACAGUCUGGCAGUGUGGCAUCACCCUACAUGGCAGGAAUGAGCCAGGGCAUGAUGGGACAGCAGCAGAAUGGAAUAAUGGCACAGCAGCAGAGCAGCAUGAUGGGACAGCAGCAAAGUGGCAUGAUGGGACAUCAGCAGAUGGGAGGCUUAGCUACAGUACCCCAACAACAAGUUUAUGGAGCGCAGCAACCCCAGCAGCAGCUUCAGUGGAACAUCAGUCAGGUGACUCAACACAUGGCUGGCGUGAAUCUCUACAACACCAAUGGCACGAUGGGAUACGGCAGCCAGCACACGGGAAGUUCAGCAGCUCCAAGUUCAGCACACAUGGCAGCCCACAUUUGGAAAUGAUCACAUACAUCCUAAAAGAGAUGGAAGCCCAAUAUCUCAAAAACAAACGAAUAUGUGGGGUGUGGGAAGCAGUUGGAUCAGACUCUACAUGAAACAUUUUCAAAAUCAAGGGAGGAGGCGGCAGGUGUGAAGAUUUGAGAAACAACCACUACCUCUCUUUCUCUUUUCUCUCUGCCCAAGCUUCCUCUUGUUAUGUC